GGAGCUGGCGGCCAAUCAGAGAGCGAGUUACCACAGAGAGGGGUGGGACUAAAAGGGAGAGAAGCCAAUCGGAGAGCGAGGCGCCUCAGAGAGGGGGUGUGAUUGACAGGAGGAUGGGGCUAAUCGGAGAGGGGGUGGGACUAAAGGGAAUCUGGGCCAAUCGGAGAGCGAGGCUGCUCGGAGAAGGGGUGAGAUUGACAGGGCUUGGGACCAAUCAGAAAUGAGGCGCGUAAAAAAAAGGGUGGGACAAAAAGGUAACUGGACCAAUCAGAGACGGAGGUGGGACUAAAAGGGAAAGGAGCCAAUCGCAGAGCGAGGCGCCUCAGAGAAAGGUGUGAUUGACAAUGGAGCGGGCCAAUCGGAGAGCGAGUUACCUCAGAGAGGGGGCGGGACAGCGGAUAAGGCCCCGCGUGAGGAGUAAAGCGGGAAAUGGAGGCGAUGAAAAACGGAGAUUGAACGAGGAAGAAAAGGAGGAAACGGAGAAACGGCGAGAAAAUCCGGUCGACCGGGCGAAUAAGGGCAACGAAACCAGAGCCCGUAGGUCAAAGCGUGAGCGGCCCAACCCAGCCCCGCCCCCAAACCGAAACCGGAACCGGAAACGGCCGCCAAGGCGCCCUGAAGGAUCACGAGCAGCGCCGCGUUCAAUAGGAACAGCAGGAAGUGAGGGGUGGAAGCUGUGGGGCCUCUUCCGGUACCUGCUGAGUCGCUUCCGGUCACGUGGUGGUCACUUCCGGUCACGUGGUGGUCACUUCCGGUCAUGUAAAGCUCGCUUCCGGUCGUGUAGUAGGCACUUCCGGUCAUGUGGUAGGCACUUCCUGUUCUGGAGAGGACGCUUCCGGUCGUAGGUAGGCAGCUUCCGGUCCCAAUGAGACCGCUUCCGGUCGUAUGGCGGCCACUUCCGGUCUCAAACGACUCACCGAGAGUUCUCAAGCCGCCACUUCCGCUCCACGCCACACAACUUCCGGUUUCCGGCGUCGCACUUCCGCUUCCUGUCACUCCUCUUCCCCUUUCUCCCGCCCCGCUUCCAUCUUCCCCACUUCCGGUUUCCUCCGUCCCACUUCCGUUCUGAUCACUUCCGCUUCCUUUCUUCCCACUUCCGGUCCUCCACGCCGCCAUCUUGCCUCCCCCCCACCUCUCCACAGCGGCCGCCGCCAUCUUGCCCACCACCCCCCAAACCUUGGCCGCCAUCUUGCCCCCGUAGCGCGCCGCCAUCUUGAAUCCCCCCCACCCCGCCUUCAACACCCUCCACCCCACGCUGGGCGCCGCCAUCUUAACCGGAAGUGGCCCUUUGCUCCUCGUCGUGACGUCACUUCCGGGUUGCCGAGGAUGAAGGAGCCUCCCUAUUGGUCCCAGCUCUUCCCCCAUGGCCAAUCCGCAUAGAACAAUGGCGAACGUGACCGGGGACGGGCCGGUACCGAUCGCAGACCGGAUGUGAGCGAACAGAGCCGGAGCGGCGGCCGCCAUGAUACCGGAAGUGACGACACAACGUCCGACGGCACGUGACAGCGCCACCCAGCGCGCCGAAACAGGACGGACCAAUGGGAGGGAAGCGACCAACAGGGAACCGACCAA
Coturnix japonica (Japanese quail) is the source of this 1572-nucleotide messenger RNA. Lineage: Eukaryota; Metazoa; Chordata; Aves; Galliformes; Phasianidae. The record is from RefSeq and is a predicted model, not a curated record.